Messenger RNA from Ostrinia nubilalis (European corn borer), 1575 nucleotides. RefSeq names its product protein aveugle (gene ave). Gene Ontology annotation, cellular component: cytoplasmic side of plasma membrane. Lineage: Eukaryota; Metazoa; Arthropoda; Insecta; Lepidoptera; Crambidae. Gene Ontology annotation, molecular function: protein binding. Gene Ontology annotation, biological process: cell surface receptor protein tyrosine kinase signaling pathway. The record is from RefSeq and is a predicted model, not a curated record. The coding region runs from base 123 to 458 and encodes 111 amino acids. The transcript is spliced from 3 exons.
UUCCGUAAAUGUCAAAGUUGUCAAACCGAUGUCAAAUGAUACGAAGAAAACAAACAGAAACAUUUUCGUAAGAAAAUAAUUGUAACUCUACUGAUUGCCUGGAAUUGUUUAACACCCUAAAAAUGGUUGAAGAAUCUAGUAUGAAUUCUAAUAAACCUAAGACGAAAACCACCCGUCCUAAAGCUGUAUACUUAUGGACAGAAGCAGACGUUCAAAAAUGGCUCCGCCGUCACUGUAGCGAUUACUAUAACCUUUAUUGGGAGAGGUUUCAUGAGCACGAUAUAACAGGGCGCGCCCUUAUCAGGAUCAAUGACAACACGCUGCUCCGUAUGGGCAUCACCAACAGAGAGCAUAGAGAUGCAUUAUGGCGUGAGAUCCUGAAGCUUAGGUUAAAGACUGACAUUAUGGAAAUCCGCGAUCUGGAGCGACGUCACAACUACUUCAACUACGACUUGUGACAGGAGGCGCUGGUCUCCAGCUCAACGGUCUGCCAACGAUGUGCCCUAGCCUUCAAGCGGCUAUUCAACAGAAACACAAGUGGAUACAGUGCAAUUGGACACCUACUUCGUGCCUUAAUAAUUAUACUAACAUUAAAUAGAUUUUUUGCCAGCAAUAGAUAACAAAAUAAAAUGUAUGUUUCAGUUUGAUGUUAAAUUUUAUUAUUAGUAGUUAAAUGUUUAUACACUGAAUUAGAAUUUAUAAAUAUUGCAUAAUUUAUAGUUAGAUCAAUAAUUAUAAUAACUGCUUGUGAUGCAUGUAUGAAGAUCAAAUUGGGAAUUAGAUGGUACUUGUAUGUAUUCAUAAUAGAAUAAAUUGUUUCUAUUGAUUGUUACUUAGACAAAAAAUGGAAAAUACCCUAUUGAAUAAAUUGUAAGAUUUUAAGAAUGAGAUGCUUAUGUAAUAAAUACUUAAUUAAAAUCUGGUAUGAAGGUUGUGCCAAAGCCAAGCGUUGACAAAAUUCCAGCCUGAGAAAAAUCCUAUCUGUUAUGCAAUCUAAUUUAAGUAUAUUAAGGUGACAAUAAUAAUAAAAUCUUUUUUAAAUUAGAAAAUAUAUCAAUGAAGAGUGUUUAUCUCUGAAAAACCAUGUCAAAAUAAUUUGGGUAAUAUUGUUAUGUUAUGAUAUUUUUAUUUGCAAAGACAUUCCAUUGAAGGUUAUCCUACUCUUAGUAAUAUAAGUAUAACAAAAUGUGAGGCAAAAUUAGGCUUAGUACCUCAAAAUUACAAACACUGUAUUUUAUACAAGUUUCUUAUUAUUUGGUUUGGGCAGGAAAGACUGGACCACUGAAUUAGUAUUUAUAAUGUAAAAAAAUAAAACUGCAGACUAGCUUAUUAAAGCCCAUUUUUUCUAUGUGAUGAUCUGCCGAGAUGACGAUUACAUACAUAACAUUACAAGUUACAAAACCGUAGGUACCGAGAAUGAUAUGUCUAAUCGAUAUCGUACUUGUCUACAACACUGGUUUUAAAUGAGUCCGAAUGGUUAAGAACCCUGUUUUAACUGUAAAAAAAAUAUUCAAAUACCAAUUUAGGUGCGAGUAAAUACAUGAUAUUUAUAUAAAUGAUAUUGUUUUAUUACAA